AUGGGUUUGCAGCCGUAUUUUGGUCUUCGGGGCAAUGCCCUUCUUCGCGCCGCAGUCUGGCUGGUCGUGUGUCCAACAUUUGCUUGCUAUGGAUACAACAUGAGUGUCGCCGGCGGCCUGUUGACCCUCGAGACUUUCAACAAUCAGUUCCCCAGAAUCGAUACAAUCCAUACCACCGGCGCUGAGAACAGCGACAAUUCUCAAAUUCAAGGCACUGUCAUUGCCCUCUAUAGUGUCGGUGGUAUCUUCGGUUCCCUGUCAUGCAUUUACCUCGGUGAUCUCUGGGGCCGACGCAAGGUUAUUUUUAUUACCAACCUCAUUGCGAUUAUCGGUGCUAUUCUCAUGGCCACAUCGUUCCAAUUCGCCCAGUUCAUUGUCGCGCGAUUGGUGCUCGGCUUGGGUAUUGGUGGAUGUAUCGCGACUGUCCCCGUCUGGCAGUCUGAGAUCUCACCCCCAGAUAAGCGAGGAUCCAGCGUCGUCACGGAUGGUAUCUUCCUUGGCGCGGGUGUCACUGUAGCCCUCUGGAUCGAGUUGGGUUUCUUCUUCGUCAAGGAUAACUCCGUCUCAUGGCGAUUCCCUCUUGCCUUCCAAAUCCUCAUGUCCGCCACUGCGCUUAUUUUCAUUACUGUGCUGCCCGAAUCUCCUCGCUGGCUCAUCAAGACCGGCCAGGUGGAAGAAGGACGCAAAGUGCUCGCGGUGUUACUCGAUACCGACGAGAAUUCGGACACCGUCAAUGAAAGUGUCGAGAGCAUCCAGAAUUCGCUUUCCGGUACCUCGGGCUCGUGGACGAGAUUGUUCAAAAACGGCAAAAAGCGAAUCUUUCACCGCGCAUACCUGGCUGCUACGGGCCAGAUGUUCCAGCAGAUGUGCGGUGUGAAUCUGAUCACCUACUACGCAACGGUCAUCUUCGAGGAGUACCUUGGAAUGACCCCUGUGAAAUCUCGCAUUCUCUCCGCUGCGAUGACUCUCAUGCAAUGUCUUGGUGGCUACCUCGCAUAUUACACCAUCGACCGUCUCGGUCGCCGGCCUCUGAUGCUGUGGAGUGCUGGAGCCAUGACGAUCUGUAUGGCAGGUCUUGCUGGCACGACCUCCCCUGCCGCAGCCGACAACACAGGUGCUCUUGUCAUGGCUGUUAUCUUCCUAUACUUCUUCCAAUUUAUCUUCACUGUCGGCUUCUCUGGUUUGACAUUCCUCUACGCCGCGGAAAUGGCCCCUCUCGAGGUCCGCGCUGCAGUGAACGCAAUCUCCACCGCCACUGUCUGGAGUUUCACCUUUUUGAUUGCGCAGGUGACGCCUGUCGGCUUCGCAAGCAUUGGAAACCGUUACUAUAUUGUUUUCGCCGUCAUCAACGCCGUCAUCGUGCCCAGUGUGUAUUUCUUCUUCCCCGAGACCAAAGGUCGGUCCUUGGAGGAAAUCGACGAGAUUUUCGCGCAAUCGAAGACCAUCUUCGAUCCCCCUCGUGUGGCUCGAGCCAUGCAAAGGCGCGGUGCGAAUCACUCGGGCUCCUAUGGCGGUAGCAAUACUGGCUCUGAUGAAGAAGUUGUCCAAGAAGUCAAGGUAUAA
Penicillium paradoxum is the source of this 1563-nucleotide messenger RNA. RefSeq names its product sugar porter family MFS transporter. Lineage: Eukaryota; Fungi; Ascomycota; Eurotiomycetes; Eurotiales; Aspergillaceae. The record is from RefSeq and is a predicted model, not a curated record. Bases 1 to 1563 code for a protein of 520 amino acids. Gene Ontology annotation, molecular function: carbohydrate:proton symporter activity. Gene Ontology annotation, cellular component: membrane. The transcript is spliced from 2 exons. Gene Ontology annotation, biological process: transmembrane transport; carbohydrate transport.